Molecule: messenger RNA, 262 nt
Organism: Oncorhynchus masou masou (cherry salmon)
Lineage: Eukaryota; Metazoa; Chordata; Actinopteri; Salmoniformes; Salmonidae
Product: guanine nucleotide-binding protein G(I)/G(S)/G(O) subunit gamma-8-like
Exons: 2
Coding region: 61-261 (66 amino acids)
Biological process (GO): G protein-coupled receptor signaling pathway
Cellular component (GO): heterotrimeric G-protein complex
Molecular function (GO): G-protein beta-subunit binding
Source: RefSeq, a predicted model, not a curated record
AACAUAAUACAUGAUCUACAAACUGUUGUAUCAGGCUGAGGUACAGUGAGAGGAAGCAGGAUGUCCAAUAACAUGGCUGAGAUUACAGAUACCCGCAAGACAGUGGAACAGCUGAAACUGGAAGUUCACAUCGAAAGAAUGAUGGUGUCCAAAACAGCGGCUUUCUGUGAGGCUCAUGCCAAGGAGGGCCCACUGGUGAUACCAGUGUCAUCCUCUGAGAACCCUUUUCGGGAGAAGAAAUUCUUCUGUGCCAUACUCUAAU